Messenger RNA from Salvelinus sp. IW2-2015, 643 nucleotides. RefSeq names its product glycogenin-1. NCBI's taxonomy places the organism in Eukaryota, Metazoa, Chordata, Actinopteri, Salmoniformes, Salmonidae. Gene Ontology annotation, biological process: glycogen biosynthetic process. The record is from RefSeq and is a predicted model, not a curated record. Gene Ontology annotation, molecular function: glycosyltransferase activity. Gene Ontology annotation, cellular component: cytoplasm.
AGGAGUGGGUGUGUGCCUAGCCCCGGUCACGUGGGCAGCUGUCUAGUUCUCGUUAUGCGUCUAUAAAUGCUCCUUCUUAUAUGAAGUUGGUCCCUUCCCUAAGUAAGACGCCUUGUCCACGAGUCCAUCAACAGAGUAGCUACGACUUGUCAUAGAAUCAUGGCACAAGACCAGGCUUUUGUGACGUUGGCGACCAAUGACAACUAUGCCAGAGGAGCCAUGGUCCUGGGCAAGUCCCUGAGGAACCACAAGACAACCAGGAAGCUGGUGGUGAUGAURGGACCCCACGUCUCUGACCCCUGCAAAGGAGUUCUUCACAAGAUCUUUGACGAGGUCCUGUUGGUGGAUGUGUUGGACAGCGGAGACUCAGCUCACCUGGCCCUGAUGAAGAGACCUGACCUGGGAGUCACCUUCACCAAGCUACGCUGCUGGACCCUUACACACUAUUCCAAAUGUGUCUUCAUGGACGCAGACACACUGGUGGUACAGAACAUAGAUGAGUUGUUUGACAGAGAGGAGCUGUCUGCGGCCCCGGACCCCGGCUGGCCAGACUGUUUCAACUCCGGCGUGUUCGUGUUCCGGCCUUCCGACGAGACGUACAGCAAACUGCUCCAGUACUGCACAGAACACGGCAGCUUUGAUG